Messenger RNA from Perkinsus marinus ATCC 50983, 795 nucleotides. RefSeq lists its product as hypothetical. Lineage: Eukaryota; Perkinsozoa; Perkinsida; Perkinsidae. The record is from RefSeq and is a predicted model, not a curated record. The transcript has a single exon. The coding region runs from base 1 to 795 and encodes 264 amino acids.
AUGCCUCGUAUGACCCAUCUCGCCGAGAUAGCUCGUCGUCUAGGAUCCUCACUCAAGCUUAUUACCAAGCUUGACCAUGAGAGUGCCUAUCGUCAGCUCAGAAUUACUAAAGAAGAUCAGCUGCGCGCACUAGGACUCCAUCUGGAUGAUCAACAGCUUCCAAAAAUCGUUAAGCCUCUCAACAACAUCCUCGGCUUAGAGGUUCAUCUGGAACAUGGAGGGCUACUACCGGCACGGCGAGAAAAACUACUUGCAGAUCUACUCUUGGCACAACACCAGCAUCUUAGCAUCACGUCCAAGUUCGCUGGACGUCUAUCCUUCGCCUGUGACUCCCUCUUCGGGCGUGUGGGUCGUGCCUAUGUUCGAACUAUCAUUCGUUAUUCCCGAGGUCUUCCUAUCGAUUCUGCCCUCUUGAACACCUCACUCCGUACCCUAUACUCAUUGUUCAACACAGCUUCGAGGCCAAGAGAUCUGGUUUAUGAACUCUCUAUCGCCCCACAUCCGGUUCUAGCUUUCGCCGACGCUACAGGAUCGGGCGGUCUCGGUGUCGUCCUAUUCGACAAAUCUCAAGACAGUCUAGCCUUUGGUUUCACGAAAUUUCCCAAGGCUAAAUCCCCCCACAUCAACUCCUUGGAACUCUUAGCCGCCGAUUUAGCUCUCAGCUCGGCGGCCAGGUGGCGCCUCGGCUCAGACAUCAUACUCUUCACCAACAACACAGUAGCUUCAGUGGUAGUGUUGUCAACACUACCACUGAAGCUAUCAUUUGUCGUGGGUCAAGCUAUUCUCUCUCCUUGA